AUGAACUUGACGAUUGGCGAAGAUCUGAUACCGUUUGAUGACACUUUUAUCUUAUAUAAUCCACACGAUAUAAUCAGUGUACUUAGUGUCUAUCUAUCGUUAUCACCGAUCUUAAUUCUGAUGUUUUAUCUAUCAUGGCUGAUAAUAACGAGAGAAAUUGAGUCCGUUAUUGUGGCAUGUGGUCAAUUAUCUAAUGAAGUAUUGAAUAAGAUUCUAAAGAAGUUGAUAAAGGAAAAUAGACCAUAUGGCAUCACGUCGUUGCAUUAUAACUCGACGAUAAAUUUCAAUAUGGGGCCUGGUUACGGUAUGCCAAGUGCACAUUCGCAAUUUGUCGGGUUCUUCACAGUGUAUUUCCUACUCAGAAUCAAAUACAAAUGGAAGUUUGUUCCUGUGGACCAUAUUUUGUAUUCCACAUUGAUUGCAACCCUGGGUGCAUUGGUUUGCUUUUCUAGAAUCUACCUAUGCUAUCACAAUUUGAAACAAGUUGUCGUAGGUUACUCCAUCGGGUUACUGAAUGGAUCCCUUUACUAUAUCUUCGUGGAUUUAGUAAGGUCCGUGGGCACAAUAGACUAUUUACUAAACACAUGGAUAUUUCAACGGUUCUACAUUAAGGAUACAUGCAACCUUUGUCCAGCCACACUACAAGAAGAGCACAGUUCGUAUCGCUCUAGAACUGUCAAACCUAAAUCGCAAUAG
Molecule: messenger RNA, 696 nt
Organism: Kazachstania africana CBS 2517
Lineage: Eukaryota; Fungi; Ascomycota; Saccharomycetes; Saccharomycetales; Saccharomycetaceae
Gene: CAX4
Product: dolichyldiphosphatase
Exons: 1
Coding region: 1-696 (231 amino acids)
Molecular function (GO): sphingosine-1-phosphate phosphatase activity
Source: RefSeq, a predicted model, not a curated record